Molecule: messenger RNA, 34111 nt
Organism: Mus musculus (house mouse)
Lineage: Eukaryota; Metazoa; Chordata; Mammalia; Rodentia; Muridae
Gene: Ebf1
Product: early B cell factor 1
Exons: 7
Coding region: 6269-7261 (330 amino acids)
Biological process (GO): regulation of DNA-templated transcription
Cellular component (GO): nucleus
Molecular function (GO): DNA-binding transcription factor activity; DNA-binding transcription activator activity, RNA polymerase II-specific; DNA binding
Source: RefSeq, a predicted model, not a curated record
AUCCUGAACCCACCUCUCGAAUGCGCUUUUCCUUUCUUAACUUUCCUUUAGGGAAACAGGCCCUUUUCUCUCUUAAAUCUUUAUAGCCCCCCCCCCCAACUCCCUGCUUUUUUUUUUCUUUCUUCCAUCUCAGUUUGUUUUAAAACUUAAGCAGUGUUAACUUAUAAACUGCUGGAGAGCUCCCUUCUAAAACCCUUGGAUACCCCACCCCACCUCCUAUGUGGAGAAAGCCAGCUUUAGUCUCCUAGGCAGAUAAGCAAAAUUCUCAAAGUGGGGUACCAGCUGAACUCCACCCCUGGGCGGCACCAGCCUAGAGUUCUUUUUCUGGAACACCACCAGCUAUUUUCUCUCAACUCAGAAUUACGUCGGGUUUUAGCUAUCCGUGCUCAGACCAAGACUGAACCAUGUCCCCCCAACCCACAAUUAAAACACAUGCUCAGCUGUUCUGAUUUCUGGCCUGUAGUGGACAUCGUGGACAUCGGACAUCAUAGCAAAGUCCUGUACUUAAGGUCGUUUCAUUAGGCAAGCUUAGACCUUAGCUGGGACUGGGAGAGGACGUGACACAGCUAGGGCUGGAGCUGGCACGUCCCUGGGGAGUCCUGUCUGGGAAGGAGAGGGGAAAGGCACCCACUUACAUUACAGCGCAAACUUGUUUUCAAAUAAUCAUAUUCGUUAAGAUUUUCCUGAAACUACACUCUCCUGACUUCUGUGUGGUUUGUCCUCACCGUGACAAGCGCCCUCUCUCUCUUUCACUCUGCUCCCCUUAUCUCCCUCCCCCGCUAUGUGUAACCAGGACUCAGUGCACCCAAGAAUUCUAGUGGUGUUGAAUAGCCCUUAGCUGCCUCUGCCGGGUGGAGGUUUGACUCCAAGGUUAAGAGCACUGGUCCCUGAGACAAUGUCUUGGUAACUUUAUUAGCGGUGUGGCAGGAACAAGAUUUCAUUCGCUUCCGCUUCUCUUAAAAACCCUCCGUUUCCUCACCUGUACAAUGGGAGUGGACUGUAGUCGCGAUUGAGUAAUUUCAUGUCCGGUAAACCUAGCAACAAAUGGGAUCUAUUUAUUGUCUGGGACGAUCCCGGGGGAAACCCGAGAGAGGCCUCAGCUCGUUCUGAGAGGGGACAGUUUUGUGGAACCGCACCGCGCCUGGUCCUACCCACGUUGACUGCAGUCUCUGCGACAGAGCCUUAGAGAUUGUUUAAUCGUUCUCUACCUCCUGCGAGUGGCUGUCACCCUCUUCUUCAGUUUUCUAGUUGGUUCCAAGAAAAGGAGGGUUAUCCCAGGGACAGAGACUGGAUGAGCAAAGGAGGGACUUUUCCGGAGCGCCGCGAGGUCGCAAGCCCGGAUCAGAGUCCGGAUUUCCGGUGGCGUUCUGGCCUGCGGCUCCCACGCUCCCCACAGAGGUGGGUGAAUGCCACCCGGGGACAGACCAGGGUUUAGUGGGCGCGUGGGUCCCAGUGUUCGGCAGUCCCAACACGCAUCCGUGGUAUCUUCCCAUCGCCCUCGCCCUUGCCUGGCUGCACCCCGCUUUCCCAGGACUCCAGGUCGCUACAGACUCUACCGGGUUCCCUUGAUAGUGGCCUGGCUUCGGCCUGUCCCAGUCACACAUCUCAGACGUCUAGUGGCCCGCAACUCCCCAGAAGCUCUCAGAGGGCCUUUGAGCUUAGGCGCUUUGUCGCCCACUUCCAGUUCUACCCAGCACUGGAUGAAGAGCCCGUUGUCCCACUGGGGUCGCAGCUACCUCUGGCAAGAAAGCUAAAAAAGGUGAGGGGGCAGUUCCCCGACUGUUGGGUGGGGGGUCCUCAAAAAGAGAAAAGUAGAACACGCUUCAGGACAAGUCCCAAGCCUGCCUCCUGGGGGCAGACAAGCAAAAGCCAUCCCCUCUUUUCUUGGGACAUUCCUUCUGAUCCCAGUUCCACUCAAUUCAGGGGGGUCUUUCUUUUUACUGAAAGGCAAGCAGGGGAGCAUAAUUUUACCUGAGCCCCUAGAAGUUAUUGCAUCAUUUUAUAUGCCCCAUGAAAGGGGGUCUGGGUCUACAGAAGUUCGAGAUGGCCUGGGUGCCACUGGUUGGGCUUGAAGAGCACAGGGGGAGGGAAUUCUUGGGCCCUAGCCUCAACUUCCUCCAGCACUGGGGGACCUGAGAAGCUGGGCAACCCCACUUGGUAGUGUGGACCCUCUGAGAACCUAUCCAUGACCACCACCCCAUCUCUCCAGCCACAGCUGAAGAAUCUGCCAGAAGUUCGACAGGAAAACAUCAUUCUAGAAGAAACAUAUUCCUUUACAGUGGCUCCUUCCCUGUCUCUUUGUUUGGGGAGAAGGCAAGAAUUUUUAAAUGUCUUUAAAUAUAGAUUCCUAGGUACCAAUGCCAGAGGCUCUGGUCCUGCAGCUGUGAAGGAGGCCCAGGUAUCUGAAUGUUCACACACACACACACACACACACACACACACACACACACACACACACACACAGAGAGAGAGAGAGUUCUCUCUCUCUCUCUCUCUCUCUCUCUCUCUCUCUCUCUCUCUCUCUCCCACUUCCUUUUGGCUUCCUUAUACUUAAACAUUUAUUAUUGGAUGCAGAAGCCACGUUAAAAGGCAAUUCACCCAGAUGAAAAUCUACAAAUGCACUUUGCUUAAUGAAAGUGAAAUAUGCCCACUAUCCCAGGUGAGGUGUUGGCUGCCUGUCAAGCCAAAGGGAAUUAGGGCUAUCCAAAGAUUCUUGCCUCCCUCUCUUUACCACCAUCACUGCCUUCUCCUCCUCCUCCUCCUCCUCCUCCUCCUCCUCCUCCUCCUCCCCCCUCCUCCUCCUCCCCCCCUCCCCUUCCUCCUCCUCCUCCUCCUCCCCCCCUCCUCCUCCCCCCUCCUCCCCUUCCUCCUCCUCCUCCUCCUCCCCCCCUCCUCCUCCCCCCUCCUCCCCUUCCUCCUCCUCCUCCUCCUCCUCCUCCUCCUCCUCCUCCUCCUCCUCCUCCCCUUUCUCUCCUCCUCCUCCCCUUUCUCUCCUCCUCUUCUUCCUCCUCCUCUGGCUUAUGGAUAUAAAAAUUGCUUCCUUUUUAGUUAAUUUCUGGAGAAUUGGGCUGCUAUAGCUGUCAUUCUCUGUUCCAGUUUCUCUUUUCUGGAUAGUGGGUUUCAUGUGCUGACUGACACCAGGAUCCUUUGUAGCCGACCUCCGACCUCCUCUGGAGGACUAUGUUCUUUGUGACUCUUGUUAACCACAGGCCUCAAUGUGACUGUGUUUCUCCUCAUUCGGGCAAUGAUCCUUUCUUGACUGUGUGCAUCACUGGAACAUCUACCCCACUACAUUCAACUUUUAAUGUUUUGGCUUGAUUACUGAAAAGUGGAGACUCAAGCAGUUAAGAAGAGUUAAGCCUAAGUCUUAAGCUAGGGCUUCCUGGGACCCAUUGUAGAAGGGUGGCCAAUGCUUCCUGAUGCCCCUACCUUGAAGGGUCACCACUGAACUUAAGGAAGGGGCUUAUUCUGUGUACUCCUGACGUUAAGAGGAUCCUGGGUCUGGGACAUCAGCACAGCUUGGAGCUUUGAAAAAGUUUAAAGAGGCCCAGCUUCAAUUGUGCAUUUAAAAUCUAUAGAGAUGGAGAAUGUUCUGGUGUCUACCAGCAUAUAACUCAUCUUUUUACACACACACACACACACACACACACACACACACACACACACACACACACACACACAGCACCUACUGUGUACUAGAAACUCUAGUAUAUGCUAUGAGGAUCCUGGUGGAUCAGAUGAUCUCUGCUGAGAUGGCUUGGAGGAGAUGGCAUUAAUUAUGGGACCAGAAAGAAAUGUCCCAGCACAUCUGUAGUCUAGAUAAAUAGUCUGGGAGCUAUAGUAGAUAAAGUUAUGUCUGAAGAUAGUGGCCAUGCAGUCAACCUGUAGUCUUGGAAUACACCCACCCACUCUUUCAUCACAAAGGGGCUCCACUUUCCUCCCUGGACAGACCCAGCAACCAGAAUGCUUGCUGGCCUCAAUUGUUCCAUUCAACAGGGAUGUGUGUUCCUUCCCGUCACUGACUGCAAUACAUUUUAUAAAUCAAAGGGCCAAGGAAGACCAGCAGAAAAGGGAAUCUGGAUUUCAGGCAAAGAAUUUCCCCCCAAGGAGUCCUUGGCAGCCUUGGCUGCAUCCAGGAUGUCCUCUAAGAGUAAUGAUACAUUUACCACGAGCUUAUUAAACGCUGCAACCAUUUUUUUUAAAUGAUGGGGUAGGCAUAUUACCCAUAAACCUCCACUCAUUUCCUCCUUAGCCAUAACACAAAGGUCAAUAGGCCUGAGAUGGGAGACAAGUUACCCUCUUCUCCCUCCGUUUCUUCCUGUCUUCCUUCCUCCCCUUACAUUCUUCCACCUUAUCCACUUCCUCUUCUCCCCGUUUCCCUCCCAACCUCUCAUCUCUCUUCUCUACAUCCCAGUCUCUCUCCCUAUGGCUGUGAUGGAAGUUGGUUCAAGCCCCCUUCCCCUUUAACAGAAAGAACUUUGUGUGCCAAAUAACCAACUAAUCAGAGAAGGCAACACCCUUGCUGCAGUUGUUAAAGAAAAAUAAAGCUACUUUGCGGAGCAGGAGAAGGGACUGAGGAUCUGAAGAUAUUUAGAGUCGCAGGCUGCAUAGCCCCAGAGACUCAUUCACUCUUAGGGACUUCUGGAGAGUAGUGACCGAGUGAAAACCGCGCCCAACAGCAUUCGUGUCUGGGUUAGCACCAGAGUUAGAGGCAUUUCAGAAGCCUGCUGAAGACUGAGUCUAGAAUGCCCAUUCCCUUGCGGUCUACUAAAGUCGUAUUGGUUGGGGCUUUAGGUUUCUCUACCUCUCCUGACACGGAGAUAAUGUCUUCCGAGUGCCCUCAAGUCUCGAUCUCGCGCACAUAAAGUUCAUCCCGCCACCCUUGUUUCAGAGUGAAGAGCUGGACACCUGGGAUGGGCAUCCUGCCUUUUCUGCCUGGUCAGUCCUUUUUUCCUCCACGUUUGCCCCCGAAGUCCCAGGACAGGCAAGCAAGGGACUAGGCGUCUGCCCAAAGAGAACGCAGUCAGUACGCCUCCGUCGCGCUCAGGGCUCGGAAGGGAUGCUUAAGAACUGCCAUGGUGCAUACCCCUUCGACUCAGGAUACCUCCAUCUCCUUCCCUCUGCCCCCUCUCUCGCUCUCUAAGGCCACGCUCCUUCCAGUUUAGACGCUAGAGCUCAGAGAUCCCUUGCUCGCCACUUUGCCGGGAACUUUGGCGGCUCCCCUGCGCCACAAGGAGAAGGAUGUUAAUGAGGGAGUGUGGCCAGGCUCUGUGAACAAGCCAGCUCGGGAGCUGCGAUUGGCUGUGAUAAGGCGGAAGGAUGACGUUAUGCAAAGAAGGGGCGUGUCUAGGCUGCGAGGGCCCCGCCUCCUUCCCUUUGGGGUUAGUGUGCCUGUGUUUAGCUCUGGGGAGAGUCAAACUGGAUUCCACAGGGAGAGCCUGCAAAUCACUUCUAUUUUAGCAAGGAGAAAACAGAAUCUCCAUCCAGCAGGGUCCACCCCUCUCUUUCUCCCUCUCCUCUCUUUUUCUAUCUCUUUCCCUCCCCCCUUCCUCUUUCCCUCUCUCUCCCCUUCCCCCCCCCCCCUCCGGUGUAUCUGUCUACAGCAACCAGCGUCCUCAUCUACACGCACGGAAAGGAAAGAAACAUCUUUGGUUGAGAGAGGAGGAGGAAAAAAGAGAGAGAAAAAAACUUGCCUGGUUGUGGAAAAUGACACUUCAAGUAGCCAAGCCGGCUUCGAGAGUCGUAUCUAUUGUUUCUUAAAUUGUCAUCAGGGUGGUUUUUUUUCUUCCUGCUUCUUCAAGUGAAGGUACCGCUACAAAAGGAAACUCCAGCCCCUCCUGUUCUCCAACGGCCUGUGAUUACUACAAAAAGAAAAAAAAAAAGGCAAAAAAAAAAAAAAAAGCAAAAAAAAAAAAAAAAAAAAAAAAAAAAAAGGAAAAAAAAAGCACCCAAACUCAAAACCAACCAACCAAACAACCCCCAACAGCCAGGCAUAUAUCUCUGUUUUUUCUUAAUUUUGGUCUUUUCGUUGGAUUUUCCCUUUCUUUUUUUUUCCCCUCGCCCCCCUCCUUGUUAUCGCUCAGUUUUGAGCGAAGGUUUACAUUUUUAAAAAUUUUGCUUUUCAGCCCGCCUUGAUGUAGCGCGAGUCUCAUCGACUCAAAAAAAAAAAAAAAAAUCUGUGGUUGGCGUUUUUUUUUUUUUUUCCUUUUUUUUUUUUUCAAAUAUUUUCAAAGGGGAGGAGAUUUUUCCACAAGAAAAGGUUGUUUUCAUGUUUGGGAUCCAGGAAAGCAUCCAACGGAGUGGAAGCAGUAUGAAGGAAGAGCCGCUGGGCAGCGGCAUGAACGCGGUGCGGACGUGGAUGCAGGGCGCCGGGGUGCUGGACGCCAACACAGCGGCGCAGAGCGGGGUGGGUCUGGCCCGGGCUCACUUUGAGAAGCAGCCGCCUUCUAACCUGCGGAAAUCCAACUUCUUCCACUUCGUCCUGGCCCUCUACGACAGACAGGGCCAGCCCGUGGAGAUUGAGAGGACGGCCUUUGUGGGGUUCGUGGAGAAGGAAAAAGAAGCCAACAGCGAAAAGACCAAUAAUGGGAUCCACUACCGGCUCCAGCUCCUCUACAGCAAUGGGAUACGGACAGAACAGGAUUUCUAUGUGCGCCUCAUCGACUCCAUGACAAAACAAGCCAUAGUGUAUGAAGGCCAAGACAAGAACCCUGAAAUGUGCCGAGUAUUGCUCACACACGAGAUCAUGUGCAGCCGCUGUUGUGACAAGAAAAGCUGUGGCAACCGAAAUGAGACUCCCUCAGAUCCAGUGAUAAUUGACAGAAAUUUAAAAGCUGGAUGGGGUAAGGAGACAAAGGCCCUGAAUCCUAGCAAGCUGGAAGCUAAGGCAGGGGAACAUGAGCGUGAAACACACACAGAGAGGCCCUGCCUCGAAAAUGAAAAGCAGGACACACCAAGACAGAUGGCAAGGUAUGUGUUUACUGUCACAGGAGUUUAUGAAUGGCCACAGUUCCAGGAAAGACUCUCUGGACUGGGGUUCCCUCCCACGGUGGCUUAUGCAUCAGGGCUGUGGGCACAUGCCUGUAACCCUAUGAGGGCUCUCCCAGCUGUCAGGUGUCACCAGAACAAGGCACCUGGCUCCCCAGGAGCAAACUGGAAAGAAACUGAAGUGCCUUCUGACCCAGCCUUGAGGUUUCAUGUUGGAGUCAGUUCUUUUGCUCAUCAGCAAAUUCUCGUCCAGCUCCCUUCAGUGGGCAGUUGAGUCUCUCUGAAGUUGGCAUGCAACUUAAAGAACUUAGAGGACACACUUUGAAACCAUCAUGAAACUACUCCCACCCCCCAAGUCUUUAAAAUAUUUUUUUUCUGGUUUGUGUUCAGUUUAGAAAUCUAAAAUGUUAAUGUAAUUAUUUUUAAUUAAUUACAUGUUUAUUAAUCAUUUCUUUAAAAAUUUGUUCUUAUUUUUCUGUAUUUGCUUUGUGCAUAUGUGUGCCUUAGUGUCCCAGAACAGAGUCCAGAAGACAACUGGAAAGAGUUCAGGCCCCCGUCCCGAACCAUGUGGGUCCCAGAGUUCUAACUGAGGUUAUCAGUCUUGGUGGUGAGUGUCUUUACCUGCUGAGACAUCUACCCAACUUAGCUUUUGUUGUUUUGUAGCCCAAACCGACCUGGAAUUCACACCGUACUGCUGAAAUGGCUCUGAAUUUGUGGGAAUCCUGCCUCAGUCUCUCAUGUGAUUUGGUGCUUGGCUCACCCUUUUUGUUUAUGCUUAGUAAGUCCUUCCCUUUCCCAGGGUCACAUAAAUAUUCAUCUGUAUAUAUUAUAUAUGUAUGUGCAUAUAUAAUGCACCCACUUUCUCUGCUCUUUCACUUUCCCAUGUAGCUGUAUUGCUAUUUCUAGAAUGCAUUUUUACCGUGUGCCAUUAUACAAUAUCAAUCAAUUAUUUUUUCCAAACAAUUAACAUUUAUUUUAGUGGCAGUUUUGAAUCAGCUUGAGUUUUCCUGACAACUUACGAUGCCUUCUUCAUUAUCAAUAAAUGCGGCAUGGAUCGUCAGUGAUCCAGUGCUCUGGUGCUGGUUGGCCAAGAGCUGCUGCUCUGAGCUCCCCAGCUUCUUUUCUUCUGGAGUUCGCCUCCUCCUUAUCAGCCAAAGGGCAUGUGCUUGCUGCUGGGUCCCUCAGAAUGGAACUCCAAGGACACAGGGGAUAUCAGUUUUGCUAUUUUGAAUGCUGACCCCCCCAGCCAAGACUAUACAGAUUCAUUUGCCUGGUCAGAUUUCCUUACCGAAUGCUUUGAAUUCCUAUGGCUAUAUAGGAUGUCUAAUUCUGUAACCUUCUCAUUUUAAUACAGCAAUUGCUUAUUUAUUCGUUCACAUGGACAAUAAAACCACCUAUUAGCCUCAGAGGACUCCUAGACACUGAGUAAAAUUAUGUUGAAGACUGAAAAGGUUGGGAGGCAGAGGCAGGAGGAUUUCUGAGUUUGAGGCCAGCCUGGUCUACAGAGCAAGUUCCAUGAAAGCCAGGGCUACACAGAGAAACUCUGUCUCAAAAACCACACCCCCUCCCCCCAUGGGGGGGGGGGAAGAUUGAAAACUUUGAUAUCUAUAGCAUAUUGAAAAAAAACCCAUUUAUUUAAAUCUUUGAUAUUCUUCUUGAAGAGAGUUUUCUUAUAGUUUUGGUUCCACGUAUUCACCUCUUUAGUAUUAGGAAUAUUUUUUUUUAAAAUAAAAUAUUGGCAAUGUGACUACUGCUUGUUUAUUGUUCAGAUUUUUUUAAAUAUUCAGGGAUUCAUUGAGGUAGUGGUUUUCUAAGCUUCAGAAAAUGCCAAUCUAUUAAAAUAUUUUACAUAUCCCUUCCUUCCUCCUUCUUGGAUUUCCAGUUACCCUGAUCUGAAGAGUUAAGAGUCUAGUUUCAUUCUGACAAGGUCUAAGUGACACUGAAGGCAGAUAUGCCAGUCAAAAGGACAAUCACAGGUUGAUAUUCAAAACACUGGCCUUAAAAUGUCCUUUUCUUAUGAAUAUUCCUUUUUUGUUUUUUGUUUUUGUUUUGUUUUGUUUUGUUUUUCGAAUAUUCCUUCUUCAAACGUCAAUGACAAAUGGCAUUGACUGCCGGGCGGGUGAUGGGGGUGGCGGAGUGUUCUCGGUUUCUAACUGAAUGCUUUGGGAACAGUGUUUCUAACCCCCAUAAUAUGCUCUCUUUGCGAAGCUUAUGCCAGGGCAUGCCAGAGCCUUCUCUUUCUGUUAUAAAAAUAACCAGGUGACUGUUACCAAAGCAAUCCCUCCCGCCCGCAGGAUGUGUAUGUUAACCUGUCUGUGGGCUGGGGAUGUGCGCUGAGAGCAAGAGGCCUAUGAUUCAGGUAAUAACAUUAGUCUAUGAAAAACACGCUGCCUUUGCCUUGAUGCUAAUCAGGAAGCCAUCAGACAGUCUUCCCUGACUGAUGAAGGGCAGGAAGGAAAGGUAGUCGGCUGUCCUCCUGUUUUUGAAGAAGAAGAAAAAAAGGGCGAGGUGAAUUGAAGUCUGUGAUAGGACUCUCCCUCACCCGGAGCCUCCUGAACGUAAAGGUGUGGUAUUCCAAUCAGAACGGCCAACCGGAAGCAUCUGAUUUGCAUGUAUUAACAGGGGCGGGUCGCAGCCUCCUGACAGGUCAAAGCACCACUGGGGAAUUGAAGGAAACUUUGAUUCCUCUGCUUUUGCUCCUCUGCCAGGCUGCAGUCACGCUGUUCUAUUGUAAAAGAGGGUCCAGGACUCAGAAAGCCAAGCUUGUCAUUUAAAUUCACCCACGUUAGGACACCACCGAGCUCUGUCAGAUGUCGUUCUCAAUGCAGCGGGACAAUGUUUUUCAACCCCUUCGCCUGGAAACACAGAGGCCUGGAUCAAGGGGGAGGGGCAGCUCACUGGGCUUGCAGGAUUUUUACAAAGGCAAGAUUGAAAAUUUUCAUUUCAGGCAGGUUUUCUUUUUCCUUUACCUCUCUCUCUCUUCUUUCUUCCCCACCCCCCUCUCUUUCUUUCUGUCUGUCCGUCUUUCCCCCUUUAAAAUAUAUGUAAAGAAUCUCACCAUAAAAGGAGAGUGCCAAAAAACUUCUAUGGCUUGCAAAGACUGCUUCAGGAGAGGCUGCAAGGGAUGCUGGUAUUUUUUCUACAUCAGAGGUAAUGGCUGUUUGCUAGUCAUUUGCUUGGACAAAUACUGGUUGGCUUUAAGGGAACUGCUGAUUUUUUUUUUUUAUCAGAAGAACCAUUCAUGGUAGGAUAUAAAGAAUAGCAGAGACUUCCUGAUAACAUCUCUGAUGCCCACACCUAGUGAAAAUAAGAUACACAUUGUCAACCUUGUGCUGAGUUGGGGUGUCCUCCUCAGUGAGGGGUGCUGGCAUGGCCUGACCUGGGCUGAGGCAAAGAACCUACUCAGCUGAGGAGGGAGUCCUACCAUGGCGGCUGCAGGGCCACAUUGUUCUUUUAUUUAAACCAUGGUUAGUAAACAUCUGUGAGGUAAGAGUUCUAGGAGUUUAAUACCCUCAGUGAGCACUUACUAUCUCUCUGUUUCUCAACUGUAUAUUCACCAAUGUCCAAAAGGCCAAAUACUUCAUCAGGCCUUAUGGACCCAAGUUGCACCAGGAUAGAUGUGGCUGUUGCUGUCUCAGAACUUCUUACUCGAGAUUUUUAUCUUGUGGCUUGAUCUCGUCUAUUUGAAGCCUUAUUCAUGUUUAUUUAGCUUUUUCUUUGCACCACAUCGUUUUGUAUUACGAUAUCUUAUAGACAGACCAGGGAGUUUCCUUAUCAACCGAUUGGCUAGAAAGGAUGUGGAAACUUGCUAUGCCUUAUUGUGUGAAAUGGGGUUAUCAUCGCGGGGUGCUUUCUGCAGAGAGGCUGGCAUAGGGCACUCAUGUUGCACCCUGGAGAUACUGGCGUUUCUCAUUAACAGGAGUGGUACAGGCAUGAGAAGUGAUGAGUAUGUGCUCGGCACCUUGAACCUUCUAGCUGAUUCCAUUGGACUUGGUAUAUGGUAUUUUGAAAUUUCUUUCUUUUAGCAAGCAUUGUAUCAGAGAAUAGAUUAUUGUUUGGAUGGCUGAAGAUAAAUUGGAAAACUCGGGUCAUGAUUUGAAAGAAAUUCUUAAAAGCUCUUUGAGGAAGGAAUAUCUGGAAGUGUGUGUGGAAGUGUGUGUCUAAUAAAACAAGUCCGAAGUUACAUUUCUAGUUAUAUCAUGGUCUGAGAAACCUCUUGCUUUUCUUUUAGCACACACAUCUCUCUCAGAGGCAUGGACUCUCAUAAAACAAGACCAUUAAUCUGCAUGUCUUGAGGAAAUUGUAUUAUUGGAAUUGGUCUGGAAAGGUAUCAUUCCUUUGUGGUAUCUCACCGAAGUAUUAGAUUCCUUGGUAGCAUAAAAUUAUGAAGGAGAGUGCAGCUAGAGUUUGACCCGAUUCCAAAUCUUAGCCUUGUUAUUUAUUAGCUUUGAGGCCUUCAAUGUGCUUUUAACUCUCUCUCUCUCUCUCUCUCACACACACACACACACACACACACAAACACAACUUAUACACACAUACACGAAUAUAUAUAUGUACAUGCACACACAUAUACAUGUAUGCAUAUAAUCAAAUACAUGUACUUAUGUAUGUACGCAUAUAUGUAUACUUGUAUGUGUAUACAAGCACACAUACAUUUACAGAUACAUGGGCACACACAUAUGUAUACACUAACACAUAAGGACAUAUGCAUAUGCACGUAGAUACAUACAAAUAUGGACACAAAUGCUGAUUUAUUAAUUAAAUUCAGUGUCUACCACCUCCAAGCAGGAGUUUGCAGCAUAUAAAUAGCAAAUAAAACCAGUAAGUAUUUGUCGUUCCUAAAUUAAUGAAGAGAUGGAUGAUGGAUGGAUGGUUAUUAUUACAGUUAACCCCCUUCAGAUAUUUCAUAAUUAAGCAUCAUCCUGUUCUUUCUUUUCGUUUUGGUUGCUGCCUAAACCUACAGUACCUAUGAACCUCUCCAGUGCAGGCAACACUCAUUCCAUGAGGGUAUAAUUAGCCAGCAGAGAUCUGUCCUAGAAAAACCAUCAACUGCAAUCAGAAAUCCUGUGUCUCUCAGGGAAAGGUGGUGACUGAGAUGGGACUCCAUCAUUUUACAUGGCUUCCAAAGAUGAGCAGCAGAGAGUUUGCAGGAGUUUUCUGAAACAUCAGAACAGGGUAGGAUGGGUUCAUUUGCAAGUCUAACCCUUGCUUGCACGGGUUGAAAUUGGCUUGAAACCAAUUUGACCUCAUGUGAAACCCUGGCUGUUUUGUGCUGGACAAAACAAUGUGGCUUGGCUACUGGUGAUACCAAACAGGGAGGGCUGAAGUUUUAUGCUGUUGACUGAGACCUGAGUUUGAAUCUUACCUCUGCCAAUUACUGGAUAUAAGGUCUAAAGUUGAUAUAAAUGCAUUCCAGUUACUUCUCUGCAGUGCCCGCUCCCCUCUGAGGAUUGCAGGAUAAAAAUAGACCCGGCACACACCGGCCUGUGUUGAUUCAGGUUAUUUCCCCCUUAGUAGUAAUUCAGUUUCCUUUUAUGUGUAUUCAAGGCUCCACAAGUCCUAGUGAAAAAUGGUCUGAGGAAUGAGUAGGCAAGAAGUGCAGAGUGUCUCCAUCUUGGACUUGUGCUCAUAGGUUGGUGUCCAGAAAGAGUGUUCAGUGCUUCCUAGUCACAGACACAGAGAGACUGUCCAAGAGGUUAGCGGGCCAUACGACCUCUGCGCCUGCCACACUCUUACCAGCCUGCACUGGCUUGGCAGGAAGCUUGAGGUUGCUGAAGUAAACCCCCUAUUUCUCUUUAGGCCUGAACAGACACCAGUAAUCAUUAUCAAACAGAUCAAACAGCACCCUCUUGUUAAGUAGGGGCCACCCUGAAGAACAAUUCCUCACACGCGAUGGUUUAUCCAUUUUCACGGGGCCAACUCACAAAGGCAAAUGAAUUAAAAGCAAUUUGGAGUUGCAUUCAGUAUUCUCAAGGCAAAAAGCGGCCUCCAGCAUCUUUGCUGAGAGUCUUGGAAAUCCGUGUCUUCGACAAGCCAGUCUCUCUGGCCUCGGUGAUCGGCUUCUAUUCAACCCGUGAUUUAACUGGAUUGAUCGGAAGUAAGUCCUGAACUCUAAAGGAGGGUCCUCAGCUGGCAGCCCCGAGGCUGUGCCCUGCUCUGCCCCAUGACUAUGUGAGCGUUUACAGAUGAGGUAGGAACCGAAAGUGGCAAACAGAACAGCCUGAGAAAAUGAUGGUCAAUCGAGUAGAAAAGUCCACUAUUUGCAUCAGUACAAUAAUACACAGGCACACAAGAUUUUCAGUUCCUCAAACCCGAGGAGUGGCCAAACAGUACCGUGUGAAGUCUGACAUCCUGCUAUACAUAUAUAUGUUGGGCAGGCUGGAAAAAUAUAGUAAAAUCCCCUCUUGUGUGAGGGGACCUCUGCAUAGUUCUCCCUAAUUAUGGAGGCUGCUGCUCUCUCCUCUUCUUUUUGUUUUCCCCUUCAUUUUUGCCCUUGCCUUCUUCUCUUUCCCUCCCCUCCCCUUUCUCGUCCAUUUUCUUGUGAUUUCAGGUUGUUAGUAAACUCAAUUAUGAAAUCCUAGCUUUAAAGUCAGCUCAGGGGGCAGCAAGAUGGACCAGGUGGUAAGGGCAGUGACUUGAGUAUCUUCCCUGGAAUCCACAUGGUGGGAGGGUAGAAGUGGUUCUUAAAAGUUGUUCUUGGAACCUCCAGACUUGUGCCAUGAAUGGCAACAGGGAUGCCUCUGCUCCCCACAUUCCCAACACAAUCAAGAGACGAUGAAAACAUUUCAGUAAGAUCUAAGGCUACACUACGUGACUUUAGGCAUCCUCAGCACAUGUUAAUCCCUCCCGUUGUCCCCAUCCACUCUCCUAAACCUUAAGAUGCCCAGCUCUUAUAAAACUUUGAAGUUCUCACUCUCUAAUACACAGAACAUUAACAAUCCUUAAAGACAAUGAAGGAAACCUGUGGCUGGCUUCUUAUCUUUCUCAAGGUAAGAGGUUUGACUAUUCUCUUCAAAGCUUUCCUCCUCCUCCUCCUCCUCCUCCUCCUCCUCCUCCUCCUCCUCCUCCUCCUCCUCCUCCAUUCCUUUCCUCCAGUUGAAAAUAUAGAGCAAGACAGAAGUGGCCUUGCAGAGAUUUGAACUUGUGACUCAAAGCACUGAUUUCAUGCAAGAGACCCAUGAUGUCUGGGCUGGGAGAUCAAAGCCCUUGGUUUUGGCCUCACAGCUUCUGCUGUUUCUUUCUGGUACAGGAUGAGGGUUUAUGUCUUUAUUUAUCUAUGGGGCUAGCAGAAUCCCAGUCUGUCGUAAUGGUAAAUAAAACGUGUUGGAGUUACUAUGGAGAAGAAAGGAGCAAUUACAACUGCUUAAAACAGUAUUAAAAUAUACUUAAGCAGAGGUUUGCCACGUAAACACACAAUUAAAGCAGGAAUUUGUGAUGGAUGCAGGAGUUUGACGGUCCCAGACAUACUGUUUACUGGGGUAGUUAGCAGAUGGAUACGUCAACUGAUCCCAGAUGUGCAGCCUUUAAAUGGGAACACACAUCUUACUGGUGAUGUAUGCCUGCAAGUAGCAACAAAUUACUUUCUGUUUAACUCUUACCUAUUGAAUGCAGAGCUAUGUAGUACUCAGUGGAUAUAUAUAUAUAUAUAUAUAUAUGUAUAUAUAUAUAUAUACACAUAUAUAUAUAUACAUAUAUAUAUAAUUUCCUUAUUCAAAAGUGGUAAUUGAAUAUCUGAAUAUCUAGAAAAAAAGAAGUUUUGUGCAAGUCAUUUUAAAAGAACAGAUUGAAGUAGGUUCACUUUUCUCUUUUAAGUCCAGAUAUCUGAUCCUUCUAUCCCCAGCUACAGUGUUCAGAUAUUUGCAGCCAAUUAAUUCUUAGGAAAUUGAAUCUGAACUGAAUUAAUUUUUUCCUUUUAGGGCAGAUGAAGCAACUUUUAGGUAAGGAGAGGGAAAAAAAUGAAAACAGCUUUUGUGGCACAUAAUUCAUACAACUAAUGAAAAGUGUGAUAUCACUGUCCUUUCGAAUAAAACAAUAACAAAACACCAAGCCACAGAAAGGCGCUGUAUUGUUGUAUUUGCUGUUUAAAUAAUUUAGCUGCAAAAAGUCUGAAGGCUGCUUUAGCUGUAAUUAAUUAUUCAUUAAUGACAUGCUAAUUGCACAAUACCUUUGAAUAUUUAACAGAAUGCAAAAAGCCAGGCUCUGAAGUUAUGUUUUAAUGCAAGGGAGGGAGGGGAAAUCCUGUAGUCCAUCAGUGUAGGACACUGCAUGACAAAAAAAAAAAAAAUCUUUUUUUUUCCAGAUAUGAGGUAAAGUAGGAGUAAUGCCCUACUUUCCAGCUACCCUCCCUGUCCAGUCACCCUUUGUGUCAUAGAAUAUAAUGUCCUUAUCUAGACUUAACAAUUGACAGGGUGGUAAAUCCCUUGACUUUUGUCCAAAUGAUUUCUCUACAAAAAUGGGUUAAUUAUCGCCUUUCCCUAGCUUUUUGACUAACAAAAGGCCUUGGAUCUCUUUUUUCUUUUCUUUCCUAUUUACUGUAAGGAGCCCUUUGAAAUGUGAUAGUUUAAUCGGCAACACCUUCUGCAGAGGGAUACUGAGAAGCCAGCCUGGCCCAGCCUGGAGCUCAGGUUCCUGUGUGAACAUUACCACGGUUAGAAGAUAUGACCUUCAUUAUGCCAAAGCCAUCCUGGACUUUCAGGAUGAAAAAGAAAGAAAGAAAGAAAGGAAAAAAAAAAACCAAACCAAAAAAUCUCCCCCAGUGCUCCAGAGUGGACUUCUUUUUUUUUCCUUGAAUAAAGGAUGGCGGUUUUUAAAACAGUGUCUUUUGGUGGACAGGACGGCUAAAGGGCAGCUGGAUUGAGUUGGCUUAGUUGUGUUUCAUUAAUUCCCUCCGAGACCUGGUGCUUGCAUCUCACUGCACUCUGUGCCUGUUGGGAAGCUGUGUUUAUCUGCAAGCCAGGGACAGUUUUGGUAGUGGCUAAGCAGAGAACAAGACUCCGCUCCCCAACUUGUUUUUAUUUGUCUUGGUCCAAACCAGAGAGGCACCAGCCCCUAAUUUAGUGCCCAGCAGUGAGCUGUGUGGCAGCUUGUCUUUGUGGUUGAGACUCUAUUUCAUGCACUAGGGCCUACUUAGUCAUAGUUUGCAUUUCACUCCCAUUACUAUUAAUGGCAUUUAGGAAUGCACAUUGGCGGGAAGAAGACCACAUUGAAUGAGUAUAUUAUGGGAGAGAUGAGGAAUUAGCAUACUCAUGUCUGGUCUAUGAUAGAUUUUACUGUGGCCUGGAAGAUUUAGCAAUUAAGUGAGAAAUCCCCAUUACAAACGUGCACCUGCUAGAAACAAGACAAAGAGCAACAAACCCCAGAAUGUAAAGGAACAACAUUGCCUAAGGUUGACACCUAAUUCCCCCUCUUGUCUUUAUAAUAUUCUAUCAUUUGGGAAAUGUUACAUCUGCUCAUAGCUGUUGUUAAACAGGGCAAUGUAAAAAUCCAGUGCCUGAGUGAUAAAUGAAUGACAGGGGAAGGCAGACCCGGCCAAAAGUGUGUCAGGGUCAAAAGUGUAUUUAUAGUCGACUUGGGAAGUCACAGCUCACUAAGUGAAAAGAGAAAUGAUGUAAAAGUCCGGUCUCAUCUGGCAAUAUGUGAAUCAAAGCAUGGGUGAUUGCACAGCGGCAAGCCACACACAGGGUUCAGUUGACAGAUGCGUUUUCUUGGCUUAAAUGUCUAAGUUUGGAUUAAUAUUUUAGAAUUGGAAGAUUUGUGUUAAGAUCCAAUAGCCAACUUCUCUCAGAACAUCAGGAAGUCCAGAAACUGAAGCUUCAGUUUUAUCCUUCAGUUUCUGUUCCAUCCUGGUGACAACUGGCAGGUGCUUGGGUACCAGGGACUUUUCUCUGCAGUUGGCUUGUACCUGCCUGUGCCUAUAGUUGGAAGAUGGGAAUCAGAGGUAUGAGUGUGAGUUGGAAUGAGAAGAGAAGGGUUGCCUUAUAGACAAGCUCCUCUAGUGGACCCCACACUCUUCCAUGAUGUUGAGCUAUGACAAGAUUUCAGAGGCUUUGGGUCACUCAUUGAUGUCCUCCUCUUCCUCAUACUGAAAGAUGUCACCUAUGGUUGUCAUCUCCCAGGCUAUCAAGAAAUUAGUCCUUUGCCUUCCUCAUGGUUCUCAGAUCAGUGCCAAUUUCACCAAUGUGACUUAUUGUGAUUCUUUGUAUAUCUCAAAAUAGUGCCUUCCUGUGACUAAGGUACUGGGCACUUUCCAUAGGAAUCAAGGGAUGAUGGGUUUCUUUUGUUUGUUUGUUUGUUUGGGUGGUUUUUGGUUCCAUCAAGGCUGGACUCAGUAGCAGUCAAUGAAUAGCCCCAGACUGUGAUAGGAGAAUGUCUCUGUGAGCAAAAUUUUGUUGAGAAAUAUUAGUAUGGAGAAUUCCCAGUUUCUAUUGACUCCUGGCUCGGGGCUUCCAGCCUCUACUGCUUACUUCACAUUGGGAAUACUCAUUAAGAAUGAAUGAAUGAUGGAGGUACCCAAAGCCACACUCCCUCCAUAGUCCUGAGGUGAAUGGCAGUCUUGAAGUGGGCAGGAAUGUCAAGAGAAGCCAAUUUCAUGAGUCUUAUUUAGAGAUCUUCAGGCCAGGAAAGAGACAAGCGUCAACAAUCCAUGUCUCCUUUACUCACACCCUGUAGAGGAUAGCCUGGAAUUUUCCAUGUUACUGAAGAGUGAUGGGGAAACAUCUGGGACCAGGCACCCUCAUACACCUCUGGGAAUUGCUUAAAAGUGGUGCAACAUGAAUCUCCCAAGUGGAAAAUGGUGUUGUGCAGGAGAGAGGCUCAAACAUGACUGAGCACAAGAACGCUUCCUCCCCCUUCAGGUCUGGAUUGAACUGGAGACUGGGAUUGCCAAGAAUAGAUCUGCUCUCCUAAUCUACUGUGGGAUGGAUGUCUAACCUGUGAGAAGUAGAAUGUGGGAUUCUUGGAUCAGGGUGGGGAGACUCCACAUGAUUUAAGAUCUGUUCUCCGAUUGGACAGCCAAGUCUAGAUUGGAUAGGUUUUAUUUUAUUUUAUUUUAUUUUAUUUUAUUUUAUUUUAUUUUAUUUUUGCCAGCUAAGAAAUUGCUUGCUGGUGAUGGGCUGUUUUGGAAAAUGCUUCAACAUAGUCCUCUGCUGGUCUCUGUGCUUCUCCCUCUUGACAGUGUUUCAUAACAGCAGGAGUAGUGAGUGUGUGUGUUCAGCAGGGAAUGAAGGCCAUAGAGGACUUGAACCUGCUCAGGAUGAUUUUGUGAACUGAUAAGAGGCAGGGGAUUGUGGGAGAGGUGAUAGGCCGUCAUCAGCAUACAGAAUAAGUUGAGGAAUUCUUUCUGAUGGUAAGGACUGUAGGAGAUGGUAUAUGGUGUUAGCUAGCAUUCUCUUGUCCACACGGAAGAAAGUCCCAGAAGACUGAUAUAAAAAAGUGUGUGUGUGUGUGUGUGUGUGUGUGUGUGUGUGAAGACACUGGCAUUUCUGAAAGAUGUCCCAUGACUGACUCCUGUUGCAAAUGUGCCUUUUACCACGGCAAGGUGAUAAAAUGCCACGACCCAAUGCCAGAGUACAAUUAAGGGCCUGUGGGAUAGAGCAGGCAGCCACUCCACACUGGAGAGUUUUCAUUGUAUAAUUAAAGUGAGCAGAGGGGCGGGAGGCAGGGAAUACACUGAAGGAGAAGAAGCAAUGGCUGAGGCAUAUUCAGACAUGACAUUUACAGAUGUCGAUAGCCAUCAGGAGCUUGGCUCCUCUGCCCACGAAGACAAGAAUGUCACAUGUCAGUCAAAGGCAGAGCUGCUUAGCAGGGCUGGCUGGAGUGUGAAAGGAACAAUGUGUGUGGGGUGUCUGUUUGGCUCACAGUGGUCCCACCUUGGGCCUUAAUUGUGCUUCCUUUGUGUUGGUAGUGUCCACGUCCAGAUUUCUGAUGAAUUCAGAGAGAUAGCAGCUAGCGCGAAGUGUAUCCUUCCCUUUCAAGCAGGGAUUCUAGGCCAUGCAUAAUCCUAGGGGAGGGGCUAAAAAUAACACACCUGAGAAGCAGCGAGACUUCUUCCUGAGAACCUUUUUAGGCAGUCUGGGCUCUUACAGAGUACACUUGUACAAUGGCCCUGUCAGUGUGGUGUACGUCUCCUUAAGCCCUCUUAGUGGAUACCACUUCACCAGGGCCUUUGCCGUUCUAUUUUUAUGAGGAGGUAAACCCGUCUCCUUGUCCUUCGGCUGUGCAGCUGCCAUUGGCCUGCCCUCGGGCCUCUCCUGACAUCACAUAGGCAAAGCAGUUGUGUGAGAAAAUUCCAGAACACCCCGAGCAAAGAAAGGAACAAGGUCUUCUUUAUCUAGCCCCUGAAAAUGUCAACGCUCAGACACCUCUCCUCGCCCCAUGGCACAGGACACUGGAUGGUGUGUGUUCCCUAGACUGGCUGUCACGUUGGGUUCCUGGACAGUUCUUCGGAGUCACACACACCCUCUAGGAAUGGAGGAUUUGUAUUUUCAGUGAGUGUUAGAGGUGCUUUUGAAUAUGUUACUCUUUUUCUUUUUUUUUAAAUCACAGUUCUGGGAACCACUCUGCCACAAACCAGUGUGCUGGAUGAGCAAACCAAACUGGGCUUGGCUUCAGUUAGCAAGGAUGCUUCAGCAGCUCACAGAGGGAACUUUGCAAGUUAGCUGCUCGAUGUCGGCACUCUCACCCAUUCCUACAUAUUCCUAUGGAAAUAAUUUUCCAUCCAAGUUAUCUUCUUUAUUCUAAGGCAUUCACUUGUCUCUGUACUUGGCACUUACUAGUCUGGGUGCGUGCACAUGUGCAUACACAGAGGUCUGAGUUCGAUGCUGAAUGUCCAUCUUAAACUGUUCUCCACUUUUGCAUUUUGAGAAAGGAUUCUCCCUAAAUGAGAAGCUCAGUGAUUCAGCCAGGCUGACUAGGCAGUGAGUUUCAGGGAUUUGUCUGUCUCCACUGCCCCUGUUCUGAGUACUGUGGUUAGCAUUUGGCUUUUUACAUAGGUUCUGGGGAUCGGAACUCAUGCUUUUGGGGAACCCACUUCAGUAAUCGAUCCAUCUUCCUGGCCUUAUUUCUUUACUUCCUUGUUUGUUUGUUCACUUGUUUCUUUGUUUAUUAUUUUUGAGGUAGGGUCUCACUUAAGCCUAAACUGACCUUGAACUGACCCUAUAGCCCAUCAUGACCUAGAACUCCUGAUGCCCAUGUCUCUACCUCUGGGACGUUGGCAUUACAGAUGUGUACCUGAACAUUUGGUUUUUAUCCAGUUCUUUACUCUCAGAGCUUUGCUCUGCCUUCAAUACUCCCCCCUUUACAAUUUCUCCUGGCUGCACCCUUCUGUGUCCUCCUUAAACUUCAGAGCUCUAGAUCUCCAUGGCAGAGAUUAAUAAUGGAUGAAUUUCCAAAAGUUUUGUUUCUUGCUCACACAGAUCAGUGACUAAUGGCUGCCUGGGGUGUUCUCUGGGAAGUGCUGGAUGACAGUCUGUGUUCCCUGCAAAUGAGUGUGAUGAUAGAGAGGGAGGCGGAGGCCCGCUCAUGCCUUCCCAUUCAGGAGGGAGGGGUGCUGCUGAGCAUCCUGAACAUUCCACUCUUGGUGUUUUGAGAUCAUGUCUGCUACAGCUUGUGAGAGACUUGGCUGUGGUGACUUGAUUGACAGGAUACACACAGCAUCUGUGAUGCAAGGACUAUUGUAGGGCUACUCCUGGUUCCCAUUUCAGCUGAAAUGUUAGCGGUGUUUCAAAGGUGCAUGUCCUUGUAACAGACUUGGGGAAAGGACACGCCACAGUCUCUCCUGGGUCCCAGGUUGCUUCUAGAAGGAGGUCUACAAUGUGGGGGUUAUGAGCUAUCUGUGCUGUUUACAAGGUUUGAUGGAGAGGUUUGGAACUAACCAGGGAUGCAUCUUACAACCUAGUUCACAGCUCGAAUUAACUACUUAUUUCUGUAAUGGUUUAAUAGCUGUCUGUCUGGCUAGACUGUAAGCAGUUGGCAAGCAUAGGUUCCCAUCUCUUCAGCACCCUGCCCUCUGAAUCUAACAGAGUGCUCACGCAUGGUUCAAGUCUGUAAAAAUCUGCCAAGCAGCAAGCUAAUGGACCUAAAGACUCUUUUAGGCCUUGAAGUCACCCGUGAAAGUUCCCUAAAGGCUAUCUAGUUAGAUUGAUGACGGUUCUAUGUGUCAUUCUGGCCACCUUUUGCAUUAAUCUGACCCCUUGAAAGACAGGGGUUCAAUCUGUCGGCUGCCAGCCCUGUGUUCUUCUUUGAGUCACCAUUUGUCUUUCCAGUCAGCUAUGUGCACAGUCUUUCUCCCUCUCCCUUUCUGUGUCUAUUUCUAUCUCUGUCUCUCUGACUCUGUCUCUCUGUCUGUCUGUCUGUCUGUCCGUCUUUCUCUCUCUCUGUGUCUAUUUAUCACUGUGUAUUUCUCUGUGAGUGUGUCUAUUUUUCUCUCUGUAUGUCUGUGUGUCUGUCUAUUCUCUAUCUCUCUAUUUCUCUCUGUCUCUCUGUCUCUCUGUCUCUCUGUCUCUCUCUCUCUCUCUGUGUGUGUGUGUGUGUCUAUUUCUCUGUAUCUGAUUCUCUGUCUGUCUGUCUCGUUCUGCCCCCCUUCCCCUUUCCUGUCCUCUCUUCUUUCCCCCCUCCCCUUCUUACAUCAUUGCAUUCUCGUGAAAACCCUUUGCUUUCAGUGUUAUUUCUAGCAUCCCCAUCUGGAGACAGCAUUUCUGGAUCAUCACAGCCACAGGACAGAAGCCCUCUCGGUAUUUCUCCCUGUGGUGGAUUAACUGGCUCCCUGUUUCCUCAUAUUUGAGUAACCUCUGUUAGGAACUCCUGGCAACUGGGAACCUAGCCACACCUUUCCAAUCCCGGGGUUCCUGAGUUACAAUUUUCAUGGGUUGGGGGCUCACCAUGUGUUCAGACCUGCACUGUCUUUUCUGUGUGUCACUCUGACUGUUGAUGGUACCUUUACCUUCCAAAUAAAGACACUGAGCAUUGAAAUGUGGGAUAAUAUGGAAAAUUGCACAGACAGAUAUACAUAUAUAGAGAAAUGUUUUUUAAAGAACAUUUAUAAAACUGCUCUAUGGUAACCUUUAAGACACAUCAAACAUAAAACCAUCAACUAGAUACCAAGAGCCCUUGGUCUGCAACCAAAUCAUCUUGUGUUCAAAUAGAAGUUCUAUCACUGAUUGCUCAAGCAAUCUUAUGCAAGCCCCAGAUCUGAACUACCCACUCCUUACUGUUUAACCAAACCUCUCCUAUUAAUGUGCUUCCUAAAAGGUGGGUGUUUGGAAUGAGUCUGUGAUUCACAACAAGCUGAGGUGUAAGUACUUACAGAAAGCCAUUCAAGCAGGGAUCCCACAUUCAACCUUUUUAUUUUCUGUCCGCCCCAGAAUAGCCCAUUGCAACCAAUAGCAGAUGUGUGUUCAGUUCUAGCUUAACCUUAAUGUAGUCUUCAAGGUGGUUGGCAUUUUCAGUUAAGCUCUGCUCAGUUAAAUGGGACUUCUCACUAAACUGAAAGGAGAUACCUCCUGUCCACAUGUCUCACAGGUAAUGGUUAUAAGUCAUAUUGAGCCUAGGUACCCAGUGUAGCCAUCUCUAUACCUGGAGUGUUCUAUUUCAGGGAAGCAGCCGCUUUUGUGUUUCCUUCCAUUGGAGUUAGCCCUCACUUGACCAGUAGGGGUCAGAAGACUAACUUUCACCUCCUGCUCUUUUAAAAGUCUGAAGCAGGAGGACCUUUUAUGAACUUCCUGCCUUCUUUGUCCUUCCAAGAAUGUUCCCAGGAACAUAGCAACCGAAUAACAAGGCAAAAUGGUUGUGAACCCGGACUCUGAAGUCAGACAAGAUACAUAGUUAAAAAGCUCAGCUUCACCACUUGCUAGCUCCCUGGCAUGAGAGAUGGUUUCAUACCUCUCUAUCCUUCUGCUUCUUGAACCUCCACACUGGUUUAAUACCUUCAGGGCAUUAGAGAUUUUUAAAAAUGUAUUUAAAUGGCCUAGGACAUUGUAGCUUUGUAGACAGCAAUGGACACAAUUGCAGCUGAAGGGACUCUCUAGACUUGUCUCCAUGAAGAUAGGAGGCUCCCGUUCUUUGACAAAUCUUAACCCCUGUCUUUAACAGAAGUGUAGAAUGAGAACCCAUUAUGGGCACAGUCUCCAUACUGUUUACUCCUCUUGGGCAAAGCAGUUGGCAGGUGCAGUUACUGCCUCCCUCUUUUGGCUAAUUGUGUUGUGCUUCUCUUGCCAGCCAAGGCUACAGCUGGAGAUUUUACUGAAUAGAAGUGGGAGCAAGGAGUGUUCUCCCAGAAUGCAUCAGGGCAAGGUCGGGUGCUACAGCUACCUUCCAGAUAAAUGAAACAACUAUCUUCACAGAGGAGCUGUUCUUGGAACAGAGGCCAGGAUGGCACCCGGGCAGUGAACUUAAGGAAGGAGGAAUAUGAGUGUGAGGUGGUUCCAUGAGAUGACAUCAGGGUUCCAGAUGAGAACACUCAUGUUCUACCUCACGGGCUCUCAUGAGAUUGAUAUCUAUCCCUCCCAGGGAUCCUGCACUUUGCAGAUCUGAGCAUGUAAGGACCGUGUCUGCCAUGGCAGUUGGAUACAUGGUGCCUGAGGAGGAUUAGGACUUUAGGACCAGGUCUCCACACCAGGAUAGCAGGCCUGGGUGACCGCCCUCGAGUGCUGACCAUUCACAGAUUGGCUGGUUAAACAGAACAAUAUGUUUCAUCCUCUGGUGUAAACUGCAGCCCACAUGGCUUCCUUCUACCACAUCACACUAGAGUGAAGUCUGAUGAUGUCACUGUGUUAAUGGAGCUAAUUAAAGGUGUGCACCUCAUGUUCACCAUGUGUAGCUCCUCCAUAACUGUUUCAGUUUCACUUCAACACAGUGAUGGGAUACUGGAAGCCUUUGGUUUUCUGAUCUCUGAAUAGGGCCCACUCAGUCUCUGGUCAUCAUCUCCACACACUCUAAGAGUUCUCUUCCCCUGCUGCUGCCAAGGGUUUCUGUCCUUCCCAGUAGCCAGCCUAACAUGCGACUGUGUCUCCUGAAGCUGCUUUCAACUGUGUUGGGAGCACCGAGUAUUUGUGUUCAUCUUCCCUUCUUGCUCAGUCUGUAGGACUUUAUGGAUUAUUUUCCAGUUCUCUUCUGUGUUUUCUGAAGCCCCAGGCUCUUGGGUGUAUGUAAGUUAUGUGAGGCUCUCUAAGGACCCCACUUAUGGUGCAGCCUCUAGAAGUGUUUCUAUAACGAACCUUAUGGGCCAGGUCCCAGGGUCACAUCUUGAAAUACAUGGACAGAGUCUGGUCUCCUGUAGACUGGAUGGAAAGUUGGACAAGAAAGCUUCUCGUUUAGGAUCCUUGCAGGAGAUCCCUGUUGGAGGGACCCCAGUCUCAUUUUCAACUCACUGAGAAAGGUUGCCUAAAGAUUUCCUAAACAUUCAAGGCAAAGUCCUGAAGAAAGAGGAGGUUUGGAAAGUUGUGGGCUAAAGAUGGUUCAGCUGUAACCCUCAGUGUUAGCAGUGAGUGAGUGAGUGUGUGUGUGUGUGUGUGUGUGUGUGUGUGUGUGUGUGUAUGCCCUUGGGAGGUAAACAGGCUUAAGGGAGUUGAUAAGGGUGAUUAUCUCAUCUUGGGACCAUUGAGUUUAUAUGUGGAAGUCAGAGCAGAGCUUGGUCUCUGGCUAUGUGAGUGAGGGUGUAGCAUGAAGGCAGUCAUCUGCAAACCAGUAGAGAGCCCUCACUAGAACUUAGAUCUCUGCUGGAGAUACAAGCUGAAGCCUCUCAGCUCUAAAACUUGGCAACUUUGUUACCUGUCAACCAUCCAGGCUAUGGACCUGGGUGCUGCAUUAUGGCUGCUGGAGAAGACAGAUGGUGCUAAUAUCUGGGGCAGUGUGCAUGUGUCAGGGAUACAAGGAGCAGCGAGGCCUCAUCCUAGAGAAGAAGGAGAAUGUUUACUUGUUAGCCCUAAAUAGCUUAUCCGAUUGUGUGUACAGGAAGAGAGGAGGAGGAGGAGGAGGAGGAGGAGGAGGAGGAGGAGGAGGAGGAGGAGGAGGAUGCUAUGUGACAUCUCACAGGUUGUCAUGACCCCGGAAGACACUCAGAUCCGUGUUAAAAUGUUGGACCCACUUCCAAGAGAGCUAAAUAGAGUUGUCUUAUUACAUCAGAGGGUGGAUAAAGAUAUCAUGAUUUUCUAUUGCCUGGGACAGGGCCUCAUGGUGAAGAAAGGUGUCAAAACAAAAGCACUUCAACUUCAGGAGCAAAAACCAAGACACUAGAGUCAGAGUUAACAUUCCCUUCAAGGCUGUGUGCAGCUUUACAGCUCAAGCAUGCCAGGGCUACCGUGAGGCAUCAUUCCCAGGGCAGCAAGGAGCCCUGGAGGGUCCCUUGAAGUGGAAAGGGAUGUUUCUUGAGUGGCAUAUUGAGAAAGAACAAUAGCUGGGGGCUUCUGGGGGCAAAGCUUUCGGCUUACACCGGUGGGUACCUGAUGAAAUACAUCACAAUGUGUCAUUGAAGUGUGGAGCCUUGCAGCCCCGUGGGGUCACCUGUCCCUCCCCCUGCUCAGGCAGAUCAUUCCUCACACUCUGUUUCUGAGCUCUUUGUCCGGUGGCUUUGUGCACCUCAAGCGAUGGGGCUUCCACCUCCUCCCUUGGGAUGCCAUUCCACACUCAAAUAGAGCCAGCUCCUAAGCAGGCUGUCCUGAUAUUCAGCCCAACUUUUCCUUUCUGUAAUUACAUCCCAUUCCUCUCGGCUUUACCCCUUGGCGUGACCCCGGACAAUUCUUUCCCUUCAUCGGUGUGCCUACACCCUUGCUCGGGGAGUGUAUUUGAUCCUCCGGUCUUUUUGUCCUGCCCGAGCCUUGCUUAUUCCUGGCUUGUGCUGCGGGAGUCCUUAUGAGCAGCUCCUGCUGCUCUCUGCUUUAAUCCUCGUGGCUCCCCUGCUUUGAUUUCUGUCCAAUUUGCCUAUUUCUUUCAGGGGUACUGAAGAGCCCCGAAUGAACCCUGGGCUUCUUCACUAUAUUAUUUAUUAAUCUUUUAUAUGGGAGAUCUUCUCAAUGAUGAUAAAGCAGGUUGGCUGGAAAAUAAAAAAUCCCUUUGAAAGACAGAGUUGAUGUGAACUCCUGUGAUCAGGACUCUGGGCACUUCAGAGAGAAAUGAGUUUGCAGUCCCACCACCCAGCCCUCUGAUACCCAGGCAGCUGUACUUCCUUGUACUGCAGAGGGCAAAGGAGGCUGGGAUUUAGGGCACAGAUGGAUCAGAGUGGCCCUCCCCAGUCAGUCUCUCUCACCCAGACUGUUCCCCAAGGCCAGACUCCGGGUUGCCCCUCAACAACCCUUCAUUUGACUCCCCUCCCUCCAUGAUUGGUGUGACUGGAUGGGAUCAUCCUGACUUUUUUUUCUGAAUCAGCUCAGUAUUUUUCCCCACUUUCUUCUAUGGUGCCUCCUGUAUUUCUUUCGUCUUCACGUACCCCCUAGUAAGCUUCAUGUAGAACUUACCUUGAUCGCAAUAUUCUGUUGGGGGCAAGAGCCAAUGUAAUUAAAAUAACAAGACAGAGAGUUCUGGCUGGCUUGGGGUUUCCAGUCACAAGUGGGAGAACAGUAGGUGGAGGCUAAAAUGCAAGUGUAGUUGAAUGAUGCGGGGCUGUGAAGCAAGAGUGACCUGGAGCCCAUAUGAAUUCCAUCAAGCUUGAGAACGGCGCAUUGCCAGGCAUGGUCAUGCAUGCCUGUGGAGGCAGAAGCAGGUUCAUCUUUGUGAGGGCCAGGUCAGCUUGGUCUAUACAACAGGUUCCAGGUUAGCGGGAGCUACAUAGUGAGAUGUGUCUUGGGAUCAUUUUUAACAGAAUCGGUUUAAGGGACCAGCCAUGCAUGAUCAGUAGACAGGGAAAAUCAAGGCCUAGGCAAGAAAGAUGGUUAGCAAGAUGUCAAGUCAAGUAUAUAUAUAUACAAAGCUUCACUGUUUAGUGUUGACAAAGAGCAAGAAUAGAAUAAUGAGAAACAGGUUGUGCACUGGGUGACAUUCUGGGGGUAUGUACAGAUAUUUGUUACUAUAUUUUUUUUGGCAUUGUGAAGAGGAUGGAAAACUAAGAUUCUCAUUUAUCGUGUAAUAAAACCAGUCUACCUUUGUGUAAGUGUGGGGUCCUUGAGAUUGAACCCAGGGCCUCAUGUGUGUGGUCAGUGCACUAUGACUCAGAUACAACCCCAAUGUGGAAGUACUGGAGGCACACACCUCAGAGAAUAGUUGUCCAGAGCCAAGAUAGGGGCAUAAAAAGGAAACAUGACUCAUAUUUGGAAAACCUCUGGGUAUUUGGGCAACUUUCAGCAUCAUUUGGGCAUGGUUUUGCUCCGGUAUUUUACACAGCACAUGCCUAGGUGCUCAUUUCAUUUGUUUAAAUGAACACAUGGCCACAAUUUCUUGUGUGUUUUGUACUCUUGGGAACCUGAGACAUUCUUUUUCAUAAAUGGUAUCCAGCUAGGAGGAUGAUCACAGAGAUGAGACCUGUGGACAUUUUUAACAGUCACUAAAGCAGAGGAAACAAUGUUGAUUUUUAGGAAGACAGAUCUUGGUUUCUCACUGCUUAUGAUUUUAAUAUAACUACAGGGAUCUCUCUCUCUCUCUCUCUCUCUCUCUCUCUCUCUCUCUCUCUCUCACACACACACACACAGAUCGAGAGAGAGAGACAGAGAGACAGAGAGAGAGAACGCAUGUCUGAACCAUGCAUAGGUUCUCUCUGCCCAUCAUUAUGUGGUUCUGGGGAUUGAACUCAGGGAACCAACAGGUACACAGCAAGUGCCUUUACCUGCUGAGCCAUCACACUGGGUUUUAUUUAAUAGGUUAAAAACAUAUGUAGAAUACAGGGCCUGCUCCAGAAUAUGGCUGAUAUUCUUAGGGUCACUCCAUUAAAGAAAACAUUUUCCCUUCCAGCAACAUUCAAUAACAAAUAGCUUUUGGCUUCGGGUGAAUGGGUGGAUUCCAUUAUUUUGUGUGCCUGUGUUUGUGGGUGCAUGGGUGUGUGUGUGUGUGUGUGCGUGUUAGUGUUUAACAAGAAAAAGGACAAGAAGUUGAGUGAGUGAGUGAGUAAGUAAGUGAGUGAGUGAGUGAGUUGAGGGGAGGAUCUGGGGAGAGUCAAUUAAAACAUAUUAUAUGAAAUUUGCAGAAAAUAAGUAACAUUUAAAACUUAUGCAGUAACUAUUAACAUCUUAGAUUCUGGAACCAGCUGGCACUGUCUACAUCCUGAUUCUAAGAGUUUCUUACUAAAUCUUGAGCAGCUCAAAGUCUGUACAUCCAUUUUCUCUUCUGUCCAUGGGGAAGAUAAUAUUUCCCUUGUAGAUUGUCACGAGUCAUAUGCAGAAAGCCUUGAACCCAGUGCAGGUUGCACAUUUGAGCAAGGACACUUAGUAAACACCAGGUGCUAAGUCUUGAGUGACACACACCUCAUGAACUGUCCCACACGAUCUUUACAGUAGUCUACAAACAGUGCUGUGGCUAUUUGACUAAAUACCUCACAGGGUUCUAAUUGAAGUUUGACGCAUAUUGGCACUUCUUUCCAAUACACACCACUGACCACGUCAAAGCCCAUCUGAGAGUGGGUAUUUGAAUAGCUUAUCAGAACUAUGGAAAAUCUUUAACUUUGUAGUUGGGGAAAGAGUAAGGGGAAGGUUAUUUGUGUCCAGCAAGAAGAUGUAGUUUUACUAGUAGAAGUAGUUCCUACUCCCCUUCUUUGUUCAAUCGCCUCUUCCUUUGCGUGUCUGUGAAGUAACAUGGUGUGCGGUCUUCCAGGCACUUCCAGACAAGAGGUAAUCAUGUCUGGCCACUGAGAAGUUGCUGUCAUCUGAAUGACGUAGUAUGUGCAAAGUGCACCAUACAACAUUGGUGUUAGUGGUGCCGAGUGAAUGAGUGAGAUCACCAAAGACCAGCUCCUUAGUUACACGUUGUUGCUACAACACGUGGCUUUGAGUCAGCCUCCAGAAGCCAUUCUAGACUGUCUGCUGCAUCCUUCUCAUUUCUUGGUAGACAUACCACACACAUUGUCAUGAACAUUCUCAUUUACCUUUCUGAAUUGGGUGUGGCCAGAUAUUUGUGGCACACCACCUUAUAGUUUGGAUGUAUUGUUUCCCUUAGUGUGAUGGACAUGGAGAAAAUUUGGGCUUUGUUUCUGUGUGACUUAAUAUUAUCAAACACAAAAGAGGGCCAUGAAAAUGGAGUGAUAUGCAGUAUCAUGAAAAUGGAGUGAUAGCCUAUCCCUGCAUGUAGGCUUAAAGCUAAAAGGAAACACCACACCCCUUAAAGGCUUUUUAAAGGUUCCUUGCUUUUGGAGCAGUGAGAUUCAAUUCAUUUGGUUUUGGAGUGUUUGUUUUCAAAUUCUAUUGUAAGUUGCAACUCUUUGUACUAUUCUGAGUUAGGCUACUUAGCUUUUAGACACGCUUUGAGAGGAGACUCUUACCUGCAGUCAACCAUCAGUUCAUGUUUCUUUGUUCUAAUCUCCAUUCCUCCUCCUAGUGGCUUUCAAGUAGGCAAAUAAAUCCAAGAGUCCCUUGAUGGGUAGUUUAAGUUUACUUAAUUUACUCUCCUUCAGGGGAAAAAAAAGUAUUAUUUCUCCCAGCAUCCCCAUAAAUCCAUUUCUCAUAAGAAUUUGAUUGAUUGGCGGCUAGUGAGAUGUUCCAGCAAAUAAAUGUACUCACUGUCAAGCCAGACAACCUGAGUUUGGUCUCCAGAACUUCCAUGAUGGAAGGAGAAAAUUGGCUUCCCCAAACUCACUCUCUCUCUCUCUCUCUCUCUCUCUCUCUCUCUCUCAUACAUACACACAGAGUAAAGAAAUAGAAGAAUGUAAUUGGGAAAUGUUGGGCAAACAAUGUAUUGAUCUCAUCUUCAGCUGACAAGGUAGCUUGUAUUGUACGUCUCUCCUUAUGUCUUCAUUGUUGUCAUAAUUAUCUUAAUCCUUCAGAAGGUGGUGGCUCUCUAGAAUGGUAUAUUUGCCACAUACAGUCUAACUAACUGUCCUCUUCACUCCUUUUCUUUAGAAAAACAUUCUUGGUGAAAAAGCUAAACCACAUGUCAAAACAUUUUUGUUUUUCAAAAUCUAAAUGCAUCUAUAGACAGUUUCUCACUGAUCAGGAGAAAAACAAAAUAGGAGCCAAGGCUACACAUGGCCAAAGCCCAAGAUAAACUCAUCUACCCUAACUGAAAACAAAAAUAGCUCAGUAAAAUCCAAAGGCCCAGAGGCCAGGGUAUUAAUCACACUAUAAAGUAAGUCACCUAAAUGUUUAAGGGACCUAUCUAUCUCCAAGGGUCCCAGGUAGGGCUGUGGAAUGACUUGAGAUUUUAAAGUUUUCCUCCGGUCUUGUGUGAUUCCUAAGAAGAUUUUCUAUAGGUCAAACUUACUCUGGCUAUGAAUAUAGGGAGUGUCUUCUAAAGGCAGUAUCUGGGAGUGCUACCCUGAGGGGCUCAGCAGUUCCUCGCUUUUCAGUUUCUCCAUGGGACUGAAUAGUGAUGAGCUUCAUUGGAGAAAAAUUGCCUGGAUGGUGUUAUAAAUUAUAUAAUGGUUAUUAAUUAUAAUGUUACUAAUUACAUAAUUAAAUCACACUGUAACAUUCCUAAUAACAUCUUGGAGUACACCCCCAAAAGACGCAUUGUUGAAUUUUUUUACCUUUAGUAUUUAAAUAUAAUAGUUUAGCAAUGUAUAAACAUUAAAAUUUCCUUUCAUUUCAACUUUCAGAGAGAGUCACCAUUAACACUUUGAAAUUUGUUUUCUUCCCUUUUCACAUGCAUGCAUUAAAAUGCAUUAAAAUCUAUGUGGACCUGCUGCACACACACACACACACACACACACACACACACACACACACACACACACAAUGACUGAUGUUGUAUAACAUUCUAUCUUGUGGAUGUAACAUCAUUUGUUUAACCAAUCUUCCAUGGCAGACCAUGAAGUUCUAAAUUUUUCAUUCUUAUCCAUCAUGCUUUGAUAAGCAUCUUUGAUUUCUUUAUCUCAGGCCUUCUCCACAGCCACUGUCUCACUCCCUCUCAGUGGUCCUUCUGCAUCUCCUCAUCCAUGCCAUUUUAUUAGAAAUCUACCAAAGUCCAGGCAGCAAAAAUUAAAAAAAAAAUCAUGAAGAUAGCCUGAAGUUUAAAUUCCAGGCAGUAAACAAAACUGCACACAUGCACCUGGUUCUUCUGGAAGCAUCCUCUUUAUAAUUUAUAAGUGAGACCCUCUUAUAAAGGGCUGCCCCUGUGUGUGUGUGUGUGUGUCUAUCUGUCUGUCUGUGUCUGUCUUGUGCAUACUUGUGUACAUGAAUGCACACAUGUACGUACACACACACACACACACACACACACACACACACACAUACACACACAGUUUCAUUAAUGCCCAUGAAUAGGUAUUUAGAGCCUUUUUCUUUUUGUUAGUAUGCCAGACAUUGUAAUAUUUAUCCAAUAUUUGCCCUGAUCCCCAAGACAAUUUCAUUGAGAUGUCAACCUCUUUCCUUUAUUUACAGUGCCAGUGCAAUUGGGCCUCCCUUGCAAGUAACUAGUUGAAACUUCUGAAUUUAUUUCUUUAGACUAAAUUUCCUGAAAUAGCUCAGAGAGACUCCAAUAAUAAUUUUAAUAGAGACAGUUUCUUGAAGAUAACCAAAACAGUCUCUGAGCCCAUCUCUUCCAGCCUCAGGACCAAAUCAGGGAGACAGCAGGGAAGGAAAACACUAAUAUUUUUCAUUCACAGGAGUUGGGCCAGAUAUGCUCAGAAAGUCAUCCACAAACCAGUUUUUCUGAUCUAUGGCUGGGGUGGUCACGGAAUGAGUGCAGGCAUGUUUCCCAUGCUGGAAGUUAGUAAUCCCAUUUCGAAGAAUGGUGGGUGAUGAAACCAUUCAAAACUAGCUUUUUCCAAAGCAGAGAGCUUUGAGGGAGGUGAUCACCAUUGGGUCAAUCAGGGUGAGGGAGGAGCCUGGCUCGAUUAACUUGAACAGAGUGCUGGGCACAGCUUUGCCACCCCUUUUGUCCCCUCCCAAAUCCCGACAGGCUAGCCUAGCAAUGCUUGAGAACUUUUCAUUUUGUGCAAGAUAUGAAAACGUGCUAUGAAGUAACUAGCCCAGAACAUGCAGCGAGACUGUUAGCAAUCUCGGAGGUAUUAGACUUGGCCGGGCAAAGGGGAGCACUGGGAUUCCUACUCUAAGUCAGGCUAAGGUCCUUUCCUCUGUUGGUUCAGUCUGUAAAAUGGAAGCAAUGUCUUCCUUUGGACGUCGUGGGACCAUGAAGAAGCAUGUUCUAAUUCCCAGGGAAAGUCACAAGGUGCGGAUUAGUUUCCAGUAGUGGCUCAGACAGCCAAAACCGAGUUGGGAGGCUGGUACAUUUUUAUUUUUAGAGAAAACCAAUUCCCCAACAUGUCCUAUUCUAUGGCAAGGUAGUUGCUGAGUUACACAGUGAUGCAUCCGCAGCUACUGAGGCGGUGAUGCCCAGGUGCACUGCCGUGUGAUGAGUAGCCCCCCAGCACUGGCAUGAGUGCCAGGCUCAAAGGAUCGUUUCUCACCCCCAGCCCAUUGAGUCUAGCUUCCCUUGAUUAGCCAUUUGAAUGCACACUUUUGUUCUAUUCCUGGCUGGCAGGGUCUGUUAAUUACUGAACAUGGUACACUUAAAAAAAAUACGGAGAGGAGAGCCUUGUUUGGGAAAGUUUCGUUUUAGGUCCAGUAAUUUGAAUUGGCAGUCAUAGGAGAGAACAUUGUAAUAGAUCCACCUGACUAACUUGGAUUUUGCAUUUCCAGCACUCAAAAGUACAAUGCUUAUGGUAAUGAAUUUUAUCUAUUACGAGGGAAAACAAUCACCUUUGAUGACAUUAUAGAGUAAACACAUUUAACAGCAUGCUGAAUUGCUGAAGUAUCAUUUUCAACGCCCUCAUUAGUGUCACUUAAUUAAAACUUCCUGCUCUUGACUUUGAUGCCGGUACAGGCAAAAAACACAGGGGGAAUUGAACAAACAACAAAAGAAGGGGGGCCACUGCCGCUUUUUCUGGUGAUAAAUCACAGAGGUUGCUAAUGAAACCGAAUUAUGUACCUUUUUUCCCCCUGCAACUCCGAUAAAAUAAUACGGAACACGCAGCAACUUUGCAUCAAGCAAAUUAAUCAGCUGUCAGCCGAUUUGCCUUUAUAAUAAUCUUUUGUACUUAUUGAUCAUUUAAAAGGGAGGGGGACUCUUGUUUCCAUCUCCGUACACAAGCAUUAGGUUGGUGGUAAUUAAAGCCUUAGCUUCAGAAAUGCCAUAAUAACCGUUAAUUAGCAGGAUGCUAUUUUCAACAUAAUUUGCUAAUUAGGCAGUGAACUGGUAUAGUGUAUAUACCUAAUUACGAAGGGUCCUGUGCUGUAGACACGUGUGACUGGGGUGUAAAUGACACCAUUAUAGGGGUCCUCACAGACUUUUAGAAAAUACAGUUUGUUCAGAGUGCUUAGUUCUUUAGGGACUUCUUGGCGUAAAGGAUGCUAUUACUCUUGGCUCUUUUGUGUGAAGCUUCGACGGGAAAAACAUUCCAUAGGGUUGGACUCUUUUCUUUUAUCUAGACUGGAAAAAAGGCGGGGCCGAGGGCUCCAGAGAGGCAUUGUUGCAGGUACAAGGGCUGAUAAUUAGGCAUGGAAGCAACUCACAGUCCAGCAGGAAAGGCAAAUGGUCUCCGUUAGCAGGACACGCGGAGUCAUCUGUGAGUCAGAAUGGCAGGAAUCUGUUCUUACUGGACUCCCUUCAGUACCUUAACUUGUCUGUCACACACUGGCACACCAUAGCAUGAAGCUCUUUGCCUCUCUAGCCCCUCCUCCUACACUGCCCUGUGUAGGGCAUACUAGACAUUAAAAAAAAAAUAGAUGUUUAUUUCUGUCUAUUUUUAAUCCAGUUUGCUUUUCCAACUUUCUUGGCCUAAAGGGGGGUUGGGGGGGUGGGGUCCAGAUGAUCUCUGCAGCAUGAAGCUCGGUUGGUAGAGCACAAUGUGUGGAGGCCUGGGUACCAGCCUCAGCAUCAUACAAACGAGGUUUAAUGUACACAUCUGGAAUCCCAGCACUCUGGAGGCCAAGGCAGGAGCAUCAGAUGUUUCAGGUUAUAUUCAGCUACACAGUAGGCUCCAGGGCAGCCUGGACUACACGACACCCUCUCUCCAAGGCAAAAUCAAGCCAAACAGAAAAUCUAAACAUUAAAAAAA